Molecule: messenger RNA, 1992 nt
Organism: Drosophila willistoni
Lineage: Eukaryota; Metazoa; Arthropoda; Insecta; Diptera; Drosophilidae
Exons: 1
Coding region: 1-1992 (663 amino acids)
Biological process (GO): proteolysis
Molecular function (GO): nucleic acid binding; aspartic-type endopeptidase activity; zinc ion binding
Source: RefSeq, a predicted model, not a curated record
AUGUUGGUGAAAUUAUCUACACUACAAGUGGCGGAGUUGGAUAUUAUUUUACAGACAAAUAAUAUUCAUGUAAAUGGUAACAAACAAGCCAAGAUUGAUGAAAUUACGACAAUUCUAGGAACGGACCAAAUAAACACCGACGAAUACGAUUUCAACCAGCAAAAUAGUACGAUGCAGAGACAAAUGGAUGAACUGAAACAAAUGGUAGCAGAUUUAUCGCAAGCUGUGUCAACGAUCAACGUACGAACACAAAAUCUGAUGACGGAACGACAGGAGCGUGCAAAUGAACCCGCAAGGUCGGAGGAAAACCAUCAGCACGACGUAGUCGAGCAACAAUCUAUGGGACAACGAAUAAGUCCACGGGACUACAAGAGUAAUACAUCGAUAAAAGAUGUUAUAGGAAUGCUUCCCGAAUUUGACCCAAUAAAAGGAGCAGUGAAUUCGCAACAAUUUUUGGACAAAGUAGAACAGUUACAGAUCGUGUAUGAGUGGAGAGAUGCCACCAUAUUGUUUGCUGUACAGCAGAAACUAAGAGGUGUAGCUAAAGACUGGUUGGAUUCACAAAGACUAUAUCAGACUUGGAGUCAAUUUAAGGAUGCACUACUAAAGGAUUUUCCAAGUGUAGUUAAUAUAUCAGAUGUUUACAGGCAAAUGAUGCGCCGCAAGAGAAAGCAUAACGAAACGUUAAUUGAAUACUUCUACUCAAUGAUGGCGAUAGGUCGAAAAGGUAAUAUAGACGAUAAAUCCAUCAACUCAUAUAUUAUCAACGGAUUAAAUCAGCAAGAGUCAACAAAAGCUUUACUAGCCAUGAAUUUAUGUACAUGUGCAGAAUUGUUUCGGUCACUGGAGAAUAUGAAUUCUUCAUCCGUAUGGCAGUCAUACCGUACGGCGGAAUACGCAUCGUCAGAUACCGCAAAGACCAUGGAGGUUAACAAGGAUAAUAAUGCUAAGGGUCCAAAAUGCUUUAAUUGUAAUAAUAUUGGACAUAUCGCAGCCAAGUGUCCGGUUGAAUCGAAAAAGCCAAGAUGUUCGUUUUGCUCUAAGAUAGGACAUGAAGGAAAAGAUUGCAGACUUAAGCGGUCAACGGUGUCGAAAGUUGAUAGCAUAAAGGAUAAGAAGCGUCCCCCAAUCUUGAAGAAAAUACUUAUUGAAGGACAUGAAUAUGAGGCGUUUGUAGACACAGGCAGUGACAAUACAUUCAUGCAAAAGUCUCAGGUACCGAUCGACGCAGUUCUACAGGUUAUGACCAAUUCUUUCAGAGGUUUUGGAGGAGGAAUUGUUGAGUCAAAGGAAUGCCUGUUAACGGAGAUCGUUUGGGAUAACAAGCGAAUAGAUGUAUGCAUCUACGUAGUUCAAGAUAAAGAACUUAAUUAUGCAGUCCUCUUAGGAAGGGAUAUUUUGUGUGCAGAGGAUGAGACAAAGGUCGAAACGAAGUCAACUAAUUCUCCGACGGAGGUAAAAUGCGAGUUUGAUAUCGGCGCUGAGGUUGACGAUCCUCAGCGCAAACAGGUGAGUGAUCUAUUGAACGCUUAUACAGAAUGCUUUGCCGAAGAUUUUUCAAAUAUUGGCAGAUGCAAAUCAACAAAGAUGGAGAUCAAAGUAACAACCACGAAUCCAAUUGUGGGACGGCGAUAUCAAGUACCAUUUGCAAAAAGAGAUGCAUUACGAACAGUAGUAGAUGAACUUCUGAAGUACAACAUAAUCCAACGAAGCACAUCACCACAUGCAGCAUCCUCGAUUUUGGUGCCCAAACCCAAUGGAGAACAUCGCUUAUGUGUUGAUUUCAAAACCCUCAACGCAGUCACAGUAAAGCAACACUACCCGAUGCCAGUCGUAGAAGAGCAAUUGGCAAAGUUAGCAGGAAAUCAUUUCUUUACAACGCUGGAUAUGACGUCUGGAUAUUAUCAAAUAGAAAUGAGCAACGAGAGCAACGAGAGCAACGUCUGGAUAUUAUCAAAUAGAAAUGAGCAACGGUUAAAUCCGAGGGAUUAA